AUGCUGGUGCUCCGAGGUACAGUUCAAUGGCUUUCCCUCUGGCUGAUAGCUGCAUUAUACGUGCAGAACGUUUGCAGUUCAGCGGCAAAUCAUGUGAUCGCCCGUACUUCAUCAGGUCUGGUUCUUGGAACACGGACAUGCAACGAAUGGGAUUGUGUCGAUGCUUUCCUUGGCAUUCCUUACGCCCAGCCACCCGUUAACCAUCUUCGGUUUCAGAGACCCUUGGUUGUGCCACCGUGGUCAGGUAUUUUCAGCGCCACGAAGCUACCAAAGCCUUGUUUCCAGAGAACUGGUAAUGUUCCACCGACCCCUUGGGGAAGUAACGAUUCCACCAGUACGGAAGAUUGUCUCUACCUGAACAUCUGGGCUCCACAGUGGAGGCAGCAGACUUUACCAGUCAUGGUAUGGCUUCAUGGUGGCUCAUUCCGAAUUGGAUCGACAGAUCUCGAGAUGUACAACGGCGAAACCCUUUCGAGCUAUGGGCGCGUGAUCGUGGCAUCUGUUAACUACCGGCUAGGUGCUCUCGGAUUUCUCUACGCUGGAGUGUCGGAUAUCGAUGGCAAUAUGGGGCUCUGGGAUCAGCACUUAGCUUUGCGUUGGAUAAAAGAAAAUAUAAUUUUCUUUGGUGGCGAUCCGUCUAGAAUAAUACUCUUUGGCCAAAGUGCCGGAGGAAUAGCGGGAGGUCUCCAUGCGAUCUCUCCUUUGAGCGAGGGUCUGAUCAAGGGGAUCGUCAUGAUGAGCGGAACACCUGCCUGGGAUAUACCCUGGGAGAACAGCGGUGGACCAGAAAGGGCUGUAGAGCUUGCAAGAAGGGUUGGAUGCAUCAGAACAAGUCUGCACCCAAGGAUCGACCCUUACGUCGUCCGGUGUAUGCAGAGUACGCCUGCCGAAAAUAUCUUGAAAGCAGAGCUGUCAAUGUUCUCUGAUCAUUUAUUGACAUUCCUCCCGCGAUAUGGCGACGAAUUAAUCCCUACAGAGCCGGAAACAGCCCUUCAAGAGGGCAAGCUCCUUCCAGUGGAUGUAUUAGCGGGUAGCAUGGUGAACGAGGGAACGUUUACUUAUUAUCUGCAACGACCGUGUGGAAUAGGGCUCGGUUGGACAGCGAACGGUAUCGACAAGAACGUUGCAAGAGAAUUCCUUACAUCGUUCUUCCAAGACCAGUUACCGCAGGCUGCUUUGGAGCAAGUAAUUCACUACUACUUAGAUGCCGUUGACCCAGCCAAUUCAACAGCAGUGUUCAGACGAAUGACAGCCGCUGCAGGAAACUUUUUACUCGAGUGUCCAACAGUGUUCGCUCUCCAGGAUAUCAGUGCCCAUUGGCCCCGGGUUUAUUCUUAUCGAUUUGGACAUCGGUCCGCUAUGAGCCCGUGGCCAGAGGAAUUCGGUGUAACUCAUGCCGACGAGGUACCGUUUGUCUUCGGGGUUCCCCUGCGCAGGCAUGGCUUAGGUUACUCCUCUGGUGAUAUCGAAAUGAGUAAAAUCUUAAUGUUGGCGUGGUCCAGCUUCGCUCAUCACGGGUAA
This is a messenger RNA of Ornithodoros turicata, 1521 nucleotides long. Its product is annotated as acetylcholinesterase-like. Gene Ontology annotation, molecular function: acetylcholinesterase activity. Gene Ontology annotation, cellular component: plasma membrane. NCBI's taxonomy places the organism in Eukaryota, Metazoa, Arthropoda, Arachnida, Ixodida, Argasidae. The transcript has a single exon. Gene Ontology annotation, biological process: choline metabolic process; acetylcholine catabolic process. The coding region runs from base 1 to 1521 and encodes 506 amino acids. The record is from RefSeq and is a predicted model, not a curated record.